CUCUCAGCUCAGUCGAAAAAAAACGUUGAAUGAGUCAGAUGCGGGUCGGAUGGUGCCGCAGGCCAAUGAAUUAACUCGCCCACGUCUACAAGCGCUCGAUUCAAAAGUUCCUAUAAUAUUUAAGCCUAAGGAUAAAACAUAACAUAGUACAAAACUAUCGCCGCUAACUUAAAGUAAUUACCAACUGAACUAGCUAAUAACCCAACAUACUUCAAGUCCAACCACAAUAUAUAUGUGCAAACACAAAUACAAUUCGACCAAAUUCUAAAUGCCUUCUCUUGAAGGUCCAGCAUUCCAGUCAGCUGAUAAUGGAUUCGACGGCUCCUAAGAACCUCAGAAAGCUCCUAAUCUUUUAAGGAGAAGUGAUGCCAUUGACUCAAUAAAUUGCUCCAAUAAUGGUAAUGACGACGGCUCUCCAAUGUCCAGUUCUGAUGUGGAAACUUUUAACGGCAAAAUAGUUUACAAUCUCGAUGGCAGUGCAUACGUUAUCGCCACAGACAAUGCCAAUGGAAGUGGAUCGGGGUCUGCUCAAAGUUGUUAUACCCCAACUGCGAAUUCAGUAAAGAAACUCUCAACGGUAAAAGAUCGUGGACAGGGGGAGAAGGAAAAGGAACACCAGCAUCAACAUCAUCAAGGUCAGGGCGAAACACAGGAGCAGGAACUAGCUGAUGUGGAUGCUGGUCCUGGUAUCGAAACGGUAGGGAGAGCCACCUACAAGUCGAGUCCAAAAGUCCAUUCCUUUCGUGUCGUAUCCGCACAAGAUGCAAACUCAGCUUGCCAGGAUCAAAUCAGAACAUUCAAAAUCCAAAAGCCAAUUUUAAUGUGUUUUAUAUGCAAGUUGUCCUUUGGCAACGUCAAGUCCUUCAGUUUGCAUGCGAACACCGAACACAGACUCAACCUGGAAGAGCUGGACCAGCAGCUACUUAAUCGCGAGUACUCCAGUGCCAUUAUUCAGCGAAAUAUGGAUGAGAAGCCGCAGAUAUCCUUUCUGCAGCCAUUGGAUAAUAACGCCCCCUGCUCUGCCAGCGAUGACACCGAGAAGCUUCAAGUAGCCUCCGAGGGCAGUGGCCCCGUUCUUCCUCAGUCUCCGCAGCCAGUUCUCGGCAAUGAGUCUGAACUGGAGAUGGAGCUGGAGCUGGAGCCCGAGGGCAAGCAGAUGGCUGAGCAGGUCCGGGUCCCGGACCAGGGCCGGGAGCAGGAGCCUGAGACUGACCAGGACUCCAGUAGUAGUAAAAUGGCGGCACCUAGUGCAUAUCUCCCAUUAUCAUCGCCUCAAGUAGCAGUGAAAGCCACUGUGAAAUUUGGUUCCUUAAACUCAGCAACAGCAAAGACUAAUAACCUAUCAAAAGUAUCCUCAACCAGUUCACCUACAUCGGCAUACGCAUCCGCAUCCGCAUCCGGAGAGGUCUCAUUACCCAGUACUGAUAAUAUAAGUAUCAAUAAGUCAACCAAUUCUAACCAAGGUGUAGAACCGCCAUCUUCCUCGUCGUCAGAAGUCGAAAUGAAAAUGGGCUCUAUGUCUGCGUCACCUCAAACAAAUGACUCGGAUGUUCCCUGCUCAGAUUUAAUACAGCUGCAGCAUGCGGCGGCCGGUGGCAUAUACCCUCCUCAAGUCAGUUCCUUCCACGCAUCCCUAGCAGCGCUGGCCGCCAAUGAAUCGAACGACAGCCGGGUCAAGCUGAUCACAGAGUUUCUCCAGCAGCAGCUGCAGCAGCAUCAGCAGCAUCAGCAGCAGAGCUCCCUGUUUCCCAGCCACUGUCCCGACCAUCCGGACUUGAACGGUGUGGACUGCAAAGCCUGCGAGCUCCUCGACAUCCAGCAGCGGUCAAAGUCGCCACCCUCCUCGCAUCAGCAUCAGCACCAGCAUCUUUCACAAUCCCUGCCCCAGCUUCAGGUUCAGUCGCAGCAACAACCCCAGCAGAUGCCACAUCGUUCUCCUUGCAGCAACAGCGUGGGCCUGGCCAUAUCGCCCAGUGCCUCCUCGGUGGCCAGCGUUGGAAACGCGUCGAGCGCCACUACCAGCUUCACCAUCGGCGCCUGUUCCGAGCACAUCAAUGGUCGUCCCCAAGGAGUGGACUGUGCGCGCUGUGAAAUGCUUCUAAACUCGGCUCGAUUGAAUAGCGGCGUGCAAAUGUCUACUCGCAACUCCUGCAAGACUCUCAAGUGUCCGCAAUGCAAUUGGCACUAUAAAUACCAGGAGACACUGGAGAUCCACAUGAGGGAGAAGCAUCCUGAUGGAGAGAGUGCCUGUGGUUACUGCCUUGCAGGACAACAGCAUCCUCGGCUGGCACGGGGGGAAUCCUACUCCUGCGGUUAUAAGCCGUACCGCUGUGAAAUCUGCAACUACUCCACGACCACCAAGGGCAAUCUCUCCAUCCACAUGCAAUCGGACAAGCAUCUGAACAACAUGCAGGAGCUGAACAGCUCCCAAAACAUGGUGGCGGCCGCGGCUGCUGCAGCAGCGACAAGCAAACUGCUGCUAUCGAGCACGUCACCCCAAGGAUCUGGUGCGGGCACGUCCGGCAGCGGAUCCAGCGGUGCCACCGGCUCCUCUGGCUCCUCUGGCUGCGGCGGACCCAACAAUGUCGGCGGCACCGCAGCACUGGGUGGAAACGCACCGAUCGCCGGUGCGGGAACGGGAGCAAGUAACUCCAAUGCCAAUGCCGGAAGCAAUGCCGGAAGCAACAGCGCCAAGCCAAAGCCCUCGUUUCGGUGCGACAUCUGCAGCUACGAGACCUCCGUGGCUCGCAAUCUGCGCAUCCACAUGACCAGUGAGAAGCACACACACAACAUGGCUGUGCUGCAGAACAACAUCAAGCACAUCCAGGCGUUCAACUUCCUGCAGCAACAGCAGCAAGGAGCCGCUGGCAGUGUUCCAGGACACAGCUCCGGGAGCUUUAUGCCCGAGGUUGCGCUGGCCGAUCUCGCCUAUAACCAGGCGCUCAUGAUCCAGCUGCUACACCAACAGCAACAGCAGCAGCAGCAACAUCAGCAGUCGGCUAAUACCAAAUUAUCUCCCUCGUCUUCGCCCGUGAGCACUCCGGAUCAGUUCUCCUUCUCCCCCAAGCCAAUGAAGAUUGGCCACGGAGGACUGGCAGGAAUGGGCAUGGGCCUGGGGAUGCCGAUGGGAAUGAGCCACUCGAACGAAGUGCCCGGCGACCUGGCUGGCGAUCCUCAUCCGCUGACGAAAACCGACAAGUGGCCCACGGCGUUCUUCAGCUGUCUAAUCUGCGACUGCUUCAGUACGAACAACCUGGACGAUCUUAACCAACAUUUGCUCGUGGACCGAUCUCGGCAAUCCUCCAGCGCCUCUUCCGAAAUAAUGGUUAUCCACAAUAACAACUAUAUAUGCCGGCUGUGCAAUUACAAGACGAAUCUCAAGGCCAAUUUCCAACUGCACAGCAAGACGGACAAGCACUUGCAGAAGCUCAACUUUAUCAACCACAUCAGGGAGGGCGGCCCCCGUAAUGAGUACAAGAUGCAGUAUCAACAGCAGCUGGCCGCCAAUGUGGUGCAAGUGAAGUGCAACUGCUGCGACUUCCACACCAAUUCUAUUCAGAAGCUGUCCCUGCACACACAGCAGAUGCGUCACGACACGAUGCGAAUGAUAUUCCAGCACCUACUGUAUAUUGUUCAGCAGAGCCAAAUGCUCAAGAAGUCCCCGGGUGCGUCGGAAGAUGAUCCCCAAUGCUCCUGUCCGGAGGAGGAUCAGCAGUCGCAAUCGCAAUCGCAGUCCGCCAGGAAACUGCUCCUCUGCCAGCUGUGCAAUUUCACGGCCAAAAACCUGCAUGAAAUGGUUCAGCAUGUGAAGGGCAUGAGGCACAUGCAGGUCGAGCAAUUUAUUUGCUUGCAGCGUCGUAGUGAAAACCAGGAAAUACCCGCACUGAGCGACGUGUUCAGAGUGACUGAGUGGAUCGUGGACAACGAAGAUAUUACUUUCGAGACUGGCUUUAACUUGUCAAGGACUGGAACCAACGAAGCCACCCCGGAUGCCAGUUAUGCUACGGCAUUAUCUGCGUCUGGAGUCCCUGCACUCCCUGACGUCAGUAUAUUUUCACCGACUUCUCCCUCCAGUUGCGCGACACCAUGCGGCAAGCCUGUGGGCCACAUGGCAUCUCCUGGCCUGAAUAACUUUGGCUCGGGCGCCCCUGUUCCUACCACAGUAUUCAAGUGCAAUCUCUGCGAAUACUUUGUUCAAUCGAAGGGCGACAUUGCGUCCCACAUUGAGACCGAGCACCCGUGUGCUGAGAGUGAUGACUUUAUAAGUAUACCAACCAACACAGCCGCUCUGCAGGCUUUCCAAACAGCUGUGGCCGCAGCUGCUCUGGCUGCGGUGCAACAGCGAUGCGCCGCUAUUAAUGCUCCGGCGCAGGAUGCCGGCGAAGCAGAGAAGGACAUGGACGCCAAUGCCAAUGCCAAUGCCGACGACAAUGCCAACGACGGCCCAGUGGCUAUCAAACGGGAGCGGCUUGAGGAGGAUGAUGAGGCCAUGGCAGUUAUAGAAGAUACCAAAGACGUUCCAUCUCAGGCGACGUCUUCUGCCCCUCCGGAGUCGCCGAAACGUCCGGAAUCACAAGUCGGGGUCCAGUGCCCAUUGUGCCUGGAAAAUCAUUUCCGGGAGAAACAUCACCUGGAGGCCCAUCUGACAAGCGUCCACAGCGUUACCAGAGAUGGUCUUUCCCGGCUCUUGCUUCUAGUGGACCAGAAAGCCUGGAAAACCGAAGGUGAGGGCACCGACACUGCAAGCCUACCCCCCCAAUCGAAUACCAACAAGGAGGAGGCGCCGGCAACACCUAGUGAAAGCCCCUCCAGUGCCAACGCAACCAAGUGCACCACCGCAUCUAGCUCAAGCCUCCCAGUGGGAAUGCAGGGACUCUCCUGCCAGCAGUGCGAGGCCAGCUUCAAGCACGAGGAACAGCUGCUCCAGCAUGCGCAGCAGAACCAGCACUUCUCGUCACAAAACGGAGAGUACUUGUGUCUGGCAGCCAGCCACAUCAGCCGACCCUGCUACAUGGGCUUCAGAACCAUUUCAGCCAUGAUCAGCCACUUCCAGGACUCGCACAUGAGCCUAGUUAUCUCAGAGCGCCAUGUCUACAAGUAUCGCUGCAAACAGUGCUCGCUGGCCUUCAAGACUCAGGAAAAGCUCACGACGCACAUGCUCUACCACUCAAUGCGGGAUGCUACGAAGUGCUCUCUUUGCCAACGCAACUUUCGCAGCACCCAGGCGCUCCAGAAGCACAUGGAGCAGGCGCACUCUGAAGAGGGAACUCCACUAGCCAGGUCAAACAGUCCGCAGACGCCGACUUUGAAUGCCGAGGAGGCACACAAGCAUUCUCCACGUGAGACACAUGCGCUAGAGAGAGAGGUCCCAGGGAACGAUGUGUCGCCGCUUCGGCUAGAGGCGCAACUAAGCAAGGAAUCCAGGCACUUGUCGCCCAGCCCAAUGUCUGCGGACUCCCAGGCCCAGCAGCAAUACCUAGCCACUUUCGCAGCUCUGCUCAAGCAGCAGCAGGGUAACUCAGAAGCUGUUGGCCUCCACCCCGAAGGCUUGUCGCUGUCCGCUGGAGAAUUAUCCCAGCACUUGCAGGGUCUCCAAAACCUGCAAAGCCUUCAGCAUAUGCAACAGCAGUUUGGUGCCGUAGCUGCCGCAUCCGGACUACCGAUUAAUCCGGUAGACAUGCUUAAUCUAAUGCAGUUUCACCACCUGAUGUCCCUGAACUUCAUGAAUCUGGCUCCCCCCUUGGUGUUCGGCGCUGGCGCCGCCGGUAGCAAUGCCCUUCCCGCGUCAACAGCCCAGCAUAACAGCAUUACCUCCUCCACCGUGUCGGCUGCUUCAGGACUAGCUGAUGUUCAGCUCACCACCGGAGCUAACGCCAUGGCGGUUGACUCUGCUAAAGCUAUAAUUUCAGCUCAGCCUCAGCACAAUGUCAACUCAAACCCUCAGUCUCAACAGCUGGGCAGCAACCAAAAACGAGCCCGAACGCGAAUCACGGAUGAUCAGCUAAAGAUUUUGCGGGCACAUUUCGACAUAAAUAACUCCCCAAGCGAAGAGAGCAUUAUGGAAAUGUCACAGAAAGCAAAUCUCCCAAUGAAGGUGGUGAAACACUGGUUCCGAAACACGCUAUUUAAGGAAAGACAACGCAAUAAGGACUCUCCUUAUAACUUCAACAAUCCACCGUCGACAACUCUUAAUUUGGAGGAAUAUGAACGUACAGGUCAGACCAAGGUUACACCCUUGAAUGAUACAAGUAGCGUAUCAGUAUCAGCGCCAUUGAGCACAUCAACGAUUUCAUCGGCACCAUCUGCUAAUCCAAAUACGAACUCUAAAGAAAGCGGAAGUACAAGAGUAACAACGGUUGGAAAAUCAAUAGCAGCAGCGCCUGUUUUAUUUCCUGUUACCGUUCCAGUCUCAACAUCUGUCUCUCGCCCAGAAUCAACGAACUCGAGCGGUAAUAUAUCCGACUAUUUGAACAAUAGCUUGUUUUUUGGACAGCACGCGGGCAAGGACCAAGGUUUGCCGUAUCCUGUGGAGGGACACAUAAAGUCAGAGCCCCAGGAUGAUAUGAUUGGCUCAAAUGACUUCGCAUUUCAAACCAAGCAGCACUCAAACUUCAACUUCUUGAAGCAUCAACAGGAACUUGUGGAUCCCCAAGAACAGUCCAUGACAAAUCAGGAGUCGGAUAUGACGCAGGACCAAUCCUUACUUGCCGGUUCUUCGCUUGCGGCCCACUGUCAAAGCCAACAGCAAACUAAUAUUUUUGAAACUAAAUCGGAGAGUGGUAGCUCGGACGUUAUGUCUCGCCCACCCACUCCAAACAGUGGAGCUGCAGGAAAUCUUUACGGCAGUAUGAACGAUUUGAUAAACCAACAGCUGGAAAACAUGGGCAGCAACAUGGGGCCACCAAAAAAACUACAGAUUGUUGGAAAAACAUUCGACAAGAACUCAACGCCAAUCUCGAGCUCGACCAGCGCUAGCACCCAGUUCGAAAGUAACUCUUCGAACUCCUCAAGCUCCUCAUCAUCGACAUCGGGCGGCAAGCGAGCGAACCGAACACGCUUCACAGACUAUCAAAUCAAGGUAUUACAGGAGUUUUUCGAGAACAAUUCGUACCCCAAAGACAGCGAUCUCGAGUAUUUAAGUAAGCUUUUGUUAUUAUCUCCACGAGUCAUCGUUGUUUGGUUUCAAAACGCCAGACAAAAGCAACGCAAGAUUUACGAGAACCAACCGAACAACUCCCUGUUUGAAAAUGAAGAGACCAAGAAACAAAACAUUAACUAUGCGUGCAAAAAGUGUAGCUUGGUUUUCCAGCGGUACUACGAGCUAAUCCGUCACCAGAAAAAUCACUGCUUCAAAGAGGAGAAUAACAAGAAGUCGGCCAAGGCACAAAUCGCUGCUGCUCAAAUUGCGCAAAACCUGAGCUCGGAGGACUCAAACUCCUCGAUGGAUAUACACCAUGUCGGCAUUUGUCCACCAGGCUCAGCCGUAGUUGGGCAGUCUUUGUCAACAGUUGGUUCUGCAGCUCCUUUGCCGGGACAGUUCGGACAGCAAUCUUUUGGCGCUUUGCCCUCGCCACAGCAUUUAUUCGCAAAGUCUUCUUCUCUCACUGACUUCAGCCCAUCCACGACACCAACGCCACCCCAACGAGAACGCAGCAACAGUUUGGACCACCCACAGCGAGCUCCCAAGUUUGACUGUGAUAAAUGCGAGCUGCAGUUUAACCACUUGGACAAACUGCGAGAACAUCAACUAUUGCACCUGAUGAAUCCAACCAACAUUUUUUCUGACGCUGGACAGAACUCCAAUCCUGACGCCAACUUCGGUCCGUUCGGCAGCAUAUUGCAAAGUCUUCAACAAGCAGCGGCUCAACAGCAACAGCAACAGCCACAACAUCAACCACCAGCAGCAAAAAAACGAAAAUACUCGGACAGCUCUUCAAAUCCAGAUGAUAUGCCGAUUUUAUCGGAGCCCGAGGCUUUACAUAAGAAGCACGAGUUCCUGUAUAAAUAUUUUAUGCAAAAUGAAACGAACCCGGAACUAAAGCAGCAGUUCCUCAUGCAACAACAACAUAAGAAAGCACUGCAGCUUCAAACGCCAGACCAAGGAAAUGAAUCUGACUUUGAGCUGGAGUUCUUGACUAACUUUUAUCAGCAGAGCGAGUUAAAGAAGGUCAGUAACUAUGACUUCCUACUGCAGUACUAUCGCACACAGGAGGAGGCAGUCUUGAAGACAAAAUGCAAGCAACCGCAUCUCUUUAGCUCCAGUAAAAAGCCAACCAUAGAGUUUCUAUUGCAGUACUAUCAACUGAACGAGUCAAAGAAGUUUUUUCAGUUAGUUGCCUCGCCCCAAAUAAUGCCUGAUGGCCCAGGCUACAACCCGUCGUCGCAGAUGCCAAAAAUCACGACAGAUGACGUCAGUAAUGCUAUCGGCGAAAGAUCAUUGGAGCAGGCAACAGAACUACAAAAAGAGGAACAAGAAGAACGAUUUAGCAUCGAUAAGCCAUGUGAGGAAAAUGAUUUGUCUAAAAACCAGAACGAAGUGGAAAAGCUUAAUAACAACAACAUUAGCAUCAACACGACUCAAACCGAUACAACCGACACGAACGGUAGUCAAUCUGUUGAAAUACCUGAGGAGUUGUCAGUGGCGCCCACAUUAAUUGCAGGUAAUGAUGAUAGCAAAUAUUUAGCCACGAGAUGCUUACAAAAAGAUGACAAGGAAAAGUCCCAGUACCUACACAAUCUGGAGGACUUCUUGGAUGCCACCAUGAUAGAAAACAAUUCCCAGACCUUGACUUUUAAUGAUGACGAGAAAACUUGCCAAAAAGACGAAUCAACGCACAAAGCCAACGAGAUGGAAAAACGGUCGUCUGUGUCUCCGGUUAAUGUUUCAUCCAAGCAAAACAAACGCCUACGUACAACCAUUCUUCCGGAGCAACUGAACUUUUUGUACGAAUGUUAUCAAUCCGAAUCAAAUCCAAGCCGAAAAAUGCUUGAAGAGAUAUCUAAAAAAGUUAAUCUGAAGAAACGAGUAGUGCAAGUCUGGUUUCAAAAUUCUCGGGCCAAAGACAAAAAAUCCCGUAAUCAGCGACACUAUGCACACAUAUCUGACGAUAACAGCUAUGAUGGCUCUAGUGGCAAGGAAGUGGUCAGCGACCUAAAAGCUAAUGGCGGAUCCGUGGAACAGGAUCACGAAUCGAAUCUACAGGACUGCCAGCUGUGCCAAGUCACCCAAGUCAACAUCCAAAAGCACGCUUUUAGCGUAGAGCAUAUCUGCAAGAUGAAGAAGCUACUCGAACAAACCACCGAGCUUUAUGCCCAGAGCAAUGGCAGCGGCAGUGACGACAACGAUUCCGACAGGGAAAAGAGGUUUUACAACUUAUCAAAGGCCUUUCUGUUCCAACACGUUGUUACAAGUGCGACAAACAACUCUAAUCUUACACCGGGUUCUGGACAAGAUUCAGACACUCUUCCUGAAGGCAACUGCAUGCUUAACUAUGAUACAACUAUUGGUGAUUCGAAGAGUCAUACUCAGCAUAAUUUGCCUGCCGAUGUCGUAUCUGAAGAUGUGCGAAAGAUCACUGGUAAUCAGGAACUUAUGCAGCAGCUAUUUAACCGAAACCAUAUCACCGUUAUAGGUGGAAAGUAAAUGGAGUUGGUAUGGCCUUUGAACUGUGGAUAGUGGUUAAACGUAGACUACGAAUCGGAAACGAUCGCAAAAUAAGAUGAGAAAGAUACGUACGCGAGAAAAAUACAAACAUAAACAAACAUACUACGAAAACUAAAAAGUUCCUAUUUUACAAAAAUUUAUAAAAACAUUGACAUUCCAUGAACCAAAUGAAUAUACAGAAAUAUGUAUUGAAAUUCUUGCAAACACCUAUUUCAACAUUAGUAAGAGUUUCCUAAUUAUACGGAAGUGUUCCUAACUAUUCAAAAUAUAAAUUAGCGAUAAUCUUAAAGUAUACAAAAUUGAGGCAAUCCUAACCAAUUUGAAAUGGAGAGCUUAGCCUUGAUAAGUCGAAAAAACAAGGCAGCUCCAAAAAUAUCUAAUAACAUAGAUACAUAUAUAAUGAAUUAGAUUUAAUGAAACGUAAACUGAGUUCCUAGCAUUUGAUUGCUUUAUGCCUUUGUUUUCUAUAUUAGAAUAUAAUCGAUGAUAUUAAGAUCUGCUUCGGCAUGCCGAUCUUCUAAAAUCAUUUCAAAAGCUGAAGACAUACAUGGUUCCUAUUAAAUUUUCGGAAACUGUACAUGAUAAAACAAGCCGCUUUUUAUUCAUUUUAUUAUGUCAUAAUUAUGCUGAGAGUAAAUGUGCCAAUGUUUUAUUUUGCAAUGCAUGCUUAUAGCAUAAAAAAACAUUGCAUCUCUAAAACUAUAUUGUACUCAAUUUCUAUACUUAUAGCAAAUGCAUCCUAUUUGAAAAGGGAAGAUAAAGUACAUAGUUUAAAUGAAAACAUGAGUUUUUACUGUUUCUUUGAACCAAUAAGAUGAAUUCCUUGUUAAAUAUUUGUUACGGCGUAUUAAAUUAUUUACUCACACUACAAAAUUAAUUUAAGUUACUUUUCCUAUAUAUUUUUAUUUUAAAAUUAUGUUUGAGACAAAAAACAAUAAAUGUAAACUUCUAGGGGAGAGACGGGAGUUACUAUUUCACAAUUAAACCCAUUUUUUUAUUAAAGCUUCCAAGACAAAUCUUAGACUUUAAUGCAAAUCUCAGCCUAUUAUUGUACCGUUAUUUAUAUUUAUAAUUUUUCAUAUUCCCUGGCAAUCUAAAUAAAAACAUUUUGAAAGGACACAGUUCCCCAUAAAAAGUUACUUGAAAAAAAUAGCAUUAGACUGAUUCCUUUUUUAAAAACAGUUUUAAAUUACACAAAUUUAGAUUUAUUCAAUUUCAUUCCGCAUCACGUACAUUCAUACCUACUCGUAUAUGAAUAAGUGUAUUGUUAACUGCAAAUAAAUAUAUAGAUAUGUUGAGAGACAUAAGAAAAAUGUAAGAAGAAGUUCCUAUAGAAUUUAAUAAAAAGAUAUACAAAUAUAUGUACUUGUAAGUUCGUGAAUAACUAUAUAUGACAAAAUUUUCUGUUUAUCUAAUUUUAAAUUUAUGACAGGCAAUUAAAAAAAAAUAAUCUACACAUGUCCAUAUUAACGUUCGAAUAUUGAAAAUAUGUGAAGUGUUUAAAAUCCCAUAAUCAUUUUAAAAAAUAAUUAUUUUCAUACCUAUGUACUUAAGCAUUCAUAAUUGCCAACAACCACAGAUUUACAAGUAUGAACAUAAAAGCAGACUUACACUCUAAUAUAUAUAUAUAUGAUAACGAAACUAGGCCCUCGCAAUUAUAAAUAGGUAUUCGUUUGAAAAACUAAUCCAAAUU
This is a messenger RNA of Drosophila takahashii, 11357 nucleotides long. It is a transcript of the gene zfh2, whose product is annotated as Zn finger homeodomain 2. The record is from RefSeq and is a predicted model, not a curated record. Gene Ontology annotation, biological process: regulation of transcription by RNA polymerase II. NCBI's taxonomy places the organism in Eukaryota, Metazoa, Arthropoda, Insecta, Diptera, Drosophilidae. Gene Ontology annotation, molecular function: RNA polymerase II cis-regulatory region sequence-specific DNA binding; DNA-binding transcription factor activity, RNA polymerase II-specific. Gene Ontology annotation, cellular component: nucleus.